This is a messenger RNA of Rotaria sp. Silwood2, 636 nucleotides long. The record is from the annotation of a GenBank genome assembly. Lineage: Eukaryota; Metazoa; Rotifera; Eurotatoria; Philodinida; Philodinidae.
AUGAAUGAGCAUAAUAUUCAUCCUCUUGAUCUUCCAAAUGAAAUAUUAUUUCUCAUUUUGAAAAUACUUGACAAAAUUGAUGUUCUUUUUUCUUUACUGGGUAUAAAUAAUCAACGACUUGAUAUCAUAGCACAAGAACAAAUAUUCAUCAAUUUGUUUAAUUUUGUGUCCUCAUCACAAUCAGCUGAUGAGAUUUCUUCCAUUCCUGGCUUGGUAUUAGAUCGAUUUUGUAUUGAUAUAUUACCAAGAGUUCAUCAAAAUGUCAAAUCUCUCAUCCUUGAACCUGUUUCUUUGGAAUGUAUUCUUCGUGCUGGUAGCUAUCCCAAUCUUACUGAACUUCGACUUUUCAAUUUCAGCAAAACAGUCGUUUCACAUUGUGUUAUGGACGAUACUCUCUUUGGACAUAUUGGUAAACAAAUUACGGAUCUUAUUUUAAUCAGUAAUGAAAACAAUAUUGAAAUAACACCAAAAGAGUAUACGAAGAAUGUUUAUGCAAUUAUGUUUACUUUCUUUGAAAAUUUAAAGCAUCCGAGCAUCGUGCUAUCAUCUUUCAACGAUUAUCGACUUUUAUCGUUAUAUAAUAUAUCACCAAUGACUUUUUCUCUUCGACACUUACUAAGUUACGUAUCCAUGUGA